Messenger RNA from Plasmodium reichenowi, 1200 nucleotides. RefSeq lists its product as hypothetical. NCBI's taxonomy places the organism in Eukaryota, Apicomplexa, Aconoidasida, Haemosporida, Plasmodiidae. The transcript has a single exon. The record is from RefSeq and is a predicted model, not a curated record. Bases 1 to 1200 code for a protein of 399 amino acids.
AUGUCAGGUGCUGCUAUAGGAGUAGAAAACAGAUGCUUGAUGAAAAAUAAGAACAACAAAAAUAGUAGUUGUGAAAAUGUAAAUGUGGAUAUUAAUUAUAUAAUAAAAGAUAUAUACGGUUAUAAAAAUUGUAAGAAAAGAUGUAUACAAUUUAUUGAGGAUGAUACGAUAUGUAAUGAUGAUAUAGAUUUAAGAAAGAUGAAAAAUAAAAAAAUAAAAGUAGAAAACAUGUGGUACAAAAGACAUGAUAGUAAUGACAUGAAUAAUAAUAAUAAUGAUAAUAAUAAUAAUAAUGAUAAUGAUAAUGAUAAUGAUAAUGAUAGUCAACAUAAUAAUAGUAAUAAUAAUGAUGUAGAUAAUAAUACUUUUAAGAGAUAUAAUAAUUAUAAUGAAAAGUAUGAAGAAAAUCAUAAUAUGGAAAAAGAAGUAUACCAUGCAUGUUCAAUACAAUCACGAGAAAGAUCCUGUGUUAAUGAUUUUAGUAAUAAUAAUAAUAAUAAUAAUUAUUAUUAUAUGACUUAUCAAAUGAAUGAUGAGCAUAUAAAAAAUAGUAAUAAUAUAAAAAUUCAUAACAAUGUUAAUAUAAAUAUGAGUAGUAAUAAUGUAGAUAAUAAUGAUGAUGCAAAUAGUAUGGACAGUAAUGUUGAUUCUAAUAAUAUGGAUAAUAGUAAUGAUACACAUAAUGUUAAUAAUAAAGAUGAUACAAAUAAUAAAUAUAAUGAUGAUAAUCAUAAUUAUUAUCAUAAAAAACGAAAUAAACAACAACCUGUCUUUUCUUCAAACGAACAUGAAGAUAAAUAUGUAUUAUCCAAGAAAACGGAAUCGCUUAUGGAUACCAUUUUAUUUAAUAUACAUUCAUGUAGUGAAAUGAAUCAAGCUAAAAAAAUUAUGUUACCUUUAUUAAAUGAUUUUAUACAAAAUAAUUUUUAUAAAUAUAUAAAGUUUUAUGAAGAUAAUCAAAACUCAUCAAAACAUAAUAUACAAACUCUACAGAAAGAAAAAAAAGUUUUGAUAAGUGCAGUCAAAAUACAAUACCAAAAGAUUCUACAACUACAAAAAUUAAUAGAAAAUCAAAAAAGUGAUAUAAAAAAAAAAACAGAAGAAUUAAAUCAAAUCAAAGCAAAAGUACAUCAGUACUUUUAUGAUAUAAAUAAUCCAAAUAAAAGAAUAUUCUCAAUACUUUCCCCGGACGUAUACUAA